AUGCAACUUUCGCGAGCCAUCGCUGCCGCUGCCGUUGCGGCGGCUUCUUUCUCUUCUGGCGCUCUCGCCGAUGAGCGUGCUGGCGUCGCCUCCGCCACUAAGGCGACUCAGAAGCGCGCUCCCGCUCCCGAGCCGCAGCGGCGCCCUUUCUGGCCACGCCCACCUCAGUGGGAUGAUCGCGACGAUGACGAGCCAGACUGGGAUUGGGGCUUCGGCGGUGAUGACGACGAUGACGACGAGGAUGACUUCGACUGGUCUGAUUGGGCCAGGAGGAAUCGUCGUCCCGCCCAACCCCCUGCCGACGUCGAUCGGCCUGUAGCCGGCUCGGAGGACCCCGAGACGCCCACCCCCACCGAGUCUGCUGCUCCCGAGCCCCCGGCAGAGGAGGAGGAGGAGGAGACGCCUGAGCCUCCUGCAGAGACUGCUGCCCCCGAGGAGCCCGCAGAGGGCGAACCUGAAGAAGGAGAGCCUGAGGAGUCUGAAAACCCCCCCAAUGAUCCCUCGGCCACGGAGUGCGUCCCUGUUGGUGAGGACGAUACUUGGGAUUAUGUCGUCAUUGGCGCCGGUGCUGGUGGUAUCCCCGUUGCUGACCGCCUGAGCGAGGCCGGCCACAAGGUCCUUCUUCUCGAGAAGGGUCCUGUCUCUACCGCUAGGUGGGGUGGCAGCCUGAAGCCCGACUGGCUUGAGGGUGAGGAUCUCACCCGUUUUGACGUCCCCGGUCUCUGCAACCAGAUCUGGCACGAUUCUACUGGUAUUGUGUGCAGCGAUAUGGAUCAGUUCGCUGGAUGUAUCUUGGGUGGAGGUACGGCCAUCAACGCCGGUCUCUGGUGGAGGCCUCAUCCUCUUGACUGGGAUGACAACUUCCCAGAGGGCUGGCACGCCAAGGACGUCGAGGCCGCAACCAACCGCGUGUUCACUCGUAUCCCCGGCACCACCCACCCGUCCAUGGACGGCAUCCUCUACCAAGACGAGGGCUUCAACGUCCUCGCCGACGGUCUCGCCGCCGCCGGCUGGACCCGCCUGGAGAACCCCAACGCCCAGAAUGACAAGAAGAACCACACCUUCGGCCACACCACCUUCAUGUUCUCCAACGGCGAGCGCGGAGGUCCCCUCGCCACCUACCUCGUCACUGCCAGCCGCCGCGACAACUUCCAGCUUUGGACCGACACCUCCGUCAGGCGUCUCGUCCGUGACGGAAGCCGCGUCACCGGCAUCGAGCUCGAGUGCAACGGUGCUACCGGCCACUCUGGUAUUAUCAAGGUUGCCGACUCUGGCCGCGUUGUUCUCUCGGCUGGUACUUUCGGUACCGCCAAGGUCCUCAUGAGGAGCGGUAUUGGCCCUCGUGACCAGCUUCAGGUCGUCCAGAAGUCCGCCCUCGACAAUGAGACUAUGAUUGCUGAGGCCGACUGGCUCGAGCUCCCCGUGGGUGAGAACCUCAUCGACCAUCUCAACACCGACGUCGUCGUUGAGCACCCUAAUGUCUAUCAAUACAACUAUACUGCCGCUUGGGCGACCCCCGAUGAGAGUGACGUUCAGCUGUACCUCCGUGACCGCUCCGGUAUCCUCGCUGCUGCCGCUCCCAACAUCGGCCCUAUGAUCUGGGACGAGAUUGAGGUUAGCGACGGCACUACUCGUCAGCUCCAGUGGACUUGCCGUAUGGAGGGUUCCUUGGACUACUUUGGCAACCACACCAUCACCAUGAGCAUGUACCUCGGCCGUGGUGUCGUCUCUCGUGGCCGCAUGGGUCUCACCCCUGCCUUGACCUCUCGUGUCAUGACGCUUCCUUACCUUAGGGGCGACGAAGGUGAUCGCGAGGCCAUCGUCAAGGCUCUCGACAACAUUCGAAACUCUCUCCAGGAUGUAGAGGGCCUCAACUUCCUCUCGCCGGCUGACAACAUCACGUCUGAUCAAUAUGUCGAGGAUAUGCCCGUCACCGUCAGCCGCCGAUCCAAUCAUUGGAUGGGUACCGCCAAGAUGGGCACGGACGAUGGCCGCAAGGAAGACGGUACCGCCGUCGUCGACACCAACACCAAGGUCUACGGCAUCGACAACCUCUUCGUCGUCGACGCCUCCAUCUUCCCCGGUAUGGUUACCGGCAACCCCUCCGCCAUGAUCGUCAUCGCCGCCGAGCGCGCCGCCGAGAAGAUCCUCGCCCUCCCCGCUGGUGGCGAGGAGGAGGAGACUCCUAGCGAGGAGGAGGAGGAUCCUGUCGAGGAGGAGGAAUCUCCGGCCGACGAAGAGGAACCUCCGGCCGAGGAAGAGGGUGAUGAUGAGUGCAGCGAGUGA
Molecule: messenger RNA, 2286 nt
Organism: Scedosporium apiospermum
Lineage: Eukaryota; Fungi; Ascomycota; Sordariomycetes; Microascales; Microascaceae
Exons: 5
Coding region: 1-2286 (761 amino acids)
Molecular function (GO): flavin adenine dinucleotide binding; oxidoreductase activity, acting on CH-OH group of donors
Source: RefSeq, a predicted model, not a curated record